UUUUCAUACACGUCGUCUUAAUUCGUUUGCCCUAAAAAAACACAAACCAUUUCUCUAGUGGUGAGACUGUGAAGGAGAGAAGCAAAUCAACCGGAGAUAACGUAAUCGACGGCGAAACAUACCAGUAUUAGAAACAGAACAAGAGAAUACUAAAAACGCAAUCCAAACAGAGCCUAACAGCGGAAAAUGGGAAGAGAACGAGAACCGCAGCAGCAGCAAGUGGCCUACACAGUCGAACAGCUCGUCGCCGUCAAUCCGUACAAUCCCGAUAUCCUCCCCGAUCUCGAAAACUACGUCAAUGAGCAGGUAUCAUCGCAAUCGUACAGUUUGGAUGCAAAUCUAUGCCUUCUUCGCCUCUAUCAGUUUGAGCCUGAUCGAAUGAGCACUCAAAUUGUUGCUAGAAUCUUGGUUAAGGCACUGAUGGCGUUGCCAGCUCCAGAUUUCAGCCUUUGCUUAUUUUUGAUUCCUGAAAGAGUGCAAAUGGAGGAACAAUUCAAGACUUUGAUUGUUCUAUCACAUUAUUUGGAGACAGGAAGGUUUAGCCAGUUCUGGGCUGAAGCAGCUAAGAGUCGCCACUUAGUUGAAGCUGUGCCAGGUUUUGAGCAAGCAAUCCAAGCAUACGCGAUUCAUAUGCUUUCCUUGACUUAUCAAAACGUUCCUCGGUCUGUGCUGGCUGAGGCUAUCAACAUUGAAGGUCUAUCAUUGGACAAAUUCCUUGAACACCAAGUGGUCAAUUCUGGUUGGAUAAUAGAGAAAGGGCAUGGCAAGGGUCAACUCAUAGUCCUGCCCAGCAAUGAAUUUAACCAUCCCGAGCUAAAGAAAAACACAGCAGAUACUGUACCGUUAGAGCACAUCACUAGAAUCUUCCCUAUUCUUGGAUGAAGAACUCUCUGUAUGAGCUAAAGAGUUUUUCAAUCUGCUUUGUUUUCUAGCAGAAGCUUUGAGUGCUAAAUUGUGACACCUAAAUCUAGCUUCUUUACUUGAUUCUAAUGUCGGCUGCUGUAAUCUGUUUUGUUACUUCUGAAUUUAGUCGAAACGAAGAGUACAAGAAUUCAUAAACAUGAUAGUUUCUUAUUUGAA
Messenger RNA from Mercurialis annua (annual mercury), 1080 nucleotides. Its product is annotated as eukaryotic translation initiation factor 3 subunit K. Gene Ontology annotation, cellular component: cytoplasm; eukaryotic translation initiation factor 3 complex. The transcript is spliced from 8 exons. The coding region runs from base 187 to 882 and encodes 231 amino acids. Gene Ontology annotation, biological process: regulation of translational initiation. The record is from RefSeq and is a predicted model, not a curated record. NCBI's taxonomy places the organism in Eukaryota, Viridiplantae, Streptophyta, Magnoliopsida, Malpighiales, Euphorbiaceae. Gene Ontology annotation, molecular function: ribosome binding; translation initiation factor activity.